Molecule: messenger RNA, 1134 nt
Organism: Uloborus diversus
Lineage: Eukaryota; Metazoa; Arthropoda; Arachnida; Araneae; Uloboridae
Product: innexin shaking-B-like
Exons: 2
Coding region: 1-1134 (377 amino acids)
Cellular component (GO): gap junction; plasma membrane
Molecular function (GO): gap junction channel activity
Source: RefSeq, a predicted model, not a curated record
AUGCUGAGAAUCCUGUCGGGCUUGAGAAACGUUACAAAGUGUGAACCUUGCAAAGCUGAAUCCUUUGUGUUUCGUCUCCACAGCAGGGUAACAUUUCUGCUUCUGAUGUUCUGUUGCUUUUUGGUGUCUACAUCUAUUUUCAGUGGCACCAAGAUCAGUUGUCAUUCCAAUGCUCCCUCUGAAAUUCGAGUAUCUGUACUAGAAAGCUAUUGCUGGGCCGCAUCUACCUACUCCGUUAGCUCUGCUUACUUGGAUGAAGUUGGUGUUGAAGCUUCUCAUCCAGGCAUCAGCUCGUCCGAAUCUGAGUCAGAGUACAUCUAUCGAAAUUAUUAUCAGUACUUGCACCUGGUACUUUUUAUUCAAGCCAUGUUAUUUUACUUCCCGCAUCUGUUAAUGAAAAAUAUUGAUCAAAACCACAUGAAAGAACUUUAUGCUUUGAUUUGUUUAUGCAAGACAAAACUGGUGGAUGAAAGAAAGGCGGGGAAAAAGGAUGACGCCGAGAACAACUCAGAAGAAAAAGCAUUCGAUGCAGCUGUCAACUAUGUCGAAAGAAGGUGGGGAUUACACAAGGGCUUUGCAUACAGAUGCAUGUUUUGUGAAUUGUUGGCAGUGAUUAACAUUGUAGUUCAAUCAUGCUGCUUAGAUAUCUUCUUUCAUGGGAAGUUUAUGAGCCUGGGUUUACUGUUUAGUGCUUAUUAUAGUUCAGGGCGUUUCAACGAUCCAAUCAAAUUAUUUCCUUUGGUGACAAGCUGCUAUUUCCGCAGAAUAGGGGAAAGUGGCCAUGUGGAUGUUGUGGACGCUUACUGCAUAUUGCCCAUCAAUGCCCUCAAUGCGAAGAUUUUCCUUUUCUUGUGGGUAUGGUUUUCGAUUCUUUUCAGUUUGUCUCUGAUAAAUAUUAUUGACAUCUUUUCGUGCUUCCUCUUCUCAAAAUACCGUACGUGGACACUUAAAAUAAAAGGCACUCUUCUCAACUCCGAAUGUGGAGAUUAUACGCACUUGCUCGCAUUUGGGAACAUUGGGGAUUCGUUUGUUCUGUCUUCUGUCAAGCAAGCCAUGAAUGAAGUGGAUUUCUUGUGUUUUGUAAAAGCUCUUAGACUCAAAGUGGCUAGUAUUGAAGAAGCGACGUCAAAGUAA